AUGGUCCCCAACAAGGAGCAUCCUCUCCGGAAUGAUGAAGAAUUUGCUCUUUGGUGUGAAGAUUAUUUGGGAUUUCAACAGCAUCAUCCAACCCGAAAGCAACAACAACUUCAGCAAUUUAAUAAUCAAGACGAAGAAGAGGCUUCUUCCUCCUUACCCUCUUCGGAAAUAUCUUCUCUUUUAAUACUCUCCCAUGAUGAUAAUUAUAAUAACGAAAUUCGAUUCAUCACGAGCACUAGCACCAAUGAUGCCAUGAUUUCCUCGUGCACGAAUCACAAAGAGAAUCGAUCCGAUGUGUUUGAUUCAUCAUCAUCAUCACAGCUCAUCACCCACCACAACCAUCAUGAUGAGAAUGCUGAAUCUCAUAAACCAUUUCAGGCUCAUCAUCAUUCUUCCUUUACAACCCUUCUAACAUCAGAAAACCCUUCCUUAUGUUGUAAUGUUCCGACCACACAUGUUGCUGCUGCUGCUACGAAUGAUCAUCAGAGAGAAUGCCUCCUUGAAAAUGGUGAUUCAUUAAGUAACUCCGAUGCAAGCUUACAAAAUUCUCAAAGGAUGAUUUCCAAACAAGAAUACUUUCGAAAAUUAAGAAUGCUAUUUUCAUCUCCAGAAAUGUUAACUCCGUGCGGAGAUAUUGAUGAAUCUUACUUUCAUCCAAAUCCCAAUAAUGUUUUUAAUUUGGAAUGUUUACAGAAACUCAAAUGGCAAAAAUCAGAUGAUGAAUUAUUGAAGAAGGGAAUUCAAGAAUUUGGCAAUGAUUGGACAGCAAUCAUCAUUAAGUAUUUACCCAACUGGGAUGCUAAAGAAUUAAUGGAAAGAAGUCAACGUUUGAAACUUGAGAAGGUUGUGUCGUCAAAAAGUUCUACUCCCCGACGUAGUGGUGGUAAUGAUGGUGACAUUUCUCAAUCCAAAAAGACCUCCUCACAAUCCAAUACUUUCAAGAAAUCAACCUUAGACCAAGAGGAAAAUGAUGUCAGCAUGAAGAAACGAUCAACAAGCAGCGCAAGAAAAAAUUCAAAGAUGCCAUCAUCCUCGGCAACAAGUUCCGCAAAUACCACCACAACAACAAAACAGAAUAACAAAUCGACAAGAAAGAAAGAAGCAGACUCAACAAGAACUACACAACAAACCAAGUCCAGGAAAUCCAACAAGAAGCAACGAUCGAAAAAGAAAGCUUUUUCCGAUGAAGAUGAGGAUUACCAUGAAGAGGAGGACUUUAAUGAAAAUCCAAGUGAUCAUGAUUCGAUCGACGAUGUCAACGAUACAGAGGAGCUCGACAAUUAUUCAUUAGUGAAGUGCCGUCCGAAAAGACAUGUACAACGAUGCCACUACCAAGAACCAACUUCAGACGAAGAGGAAUUACUAUUUUGCAUGCAUGAGCAUGAAGAUUAA
This is a messenger RNA of Naegleria fowleri, 1392 nucleotides long. RefSeq lists its product as uncharacterized. Bases 1 to 1392 code for a protein of 463 amino acids. The transcript has a single exon. The record is from RefSeq and is a predicted model, not a curated record. Lineage: Eukaryota; Heterolobosea; Eutetramitea; Acrasida; Naegleriidae.